This is a messenger RNA of Rhizopus microsporus ATCC 52813, 1335 nucleotides long. RefSeq names its product putative adenylate kinase. Gene Ontology annotation, cellular component: cytoplasm; mitochondrion. Gene Ontology annotation, biological process: nucleobase-containing compound metabolic process. NCBI's taxonomy places the organism in Eukaryota, Fungi, Mucoromycota, Mucoromycetes, Mucorales, Rhizopodaceae. The record is from RefSeq and is a predicted model, not a curated record. The transcript has 9 exons. The coding region runs from base 1 to 1335 and encodes 444 amino acids. Gene Ontology annotation, molecular function: ATP binding; AMP kinase activity.
AUGUUUAGACGGUGCCUCGUUCAGGUCCUUCAGCAAAGACGGUCUAUAUUUCUUCAUAGCAAACAGUUAUCUAAAUACUACACUACUUUCUCUCUGCCUAGACGAUUUCCUGUCUUGGCUGAACAAGCCAAUAGUCGUAACUCCCGUUCAUCAACUCCAGAGUCUGUCGAUACAAGAGCUACAGAAAUAAAGGACGCAAAAUUGAUAUUUAACCAAGCAUGGAAAAAUAUAGAAGAUCAUUAUGGACGAGAGAAUAUUCAUUUACCCAGAGAAAUUAUCUUUUUGAUGGGAAAAGGAACACACACUCCUUCGAUACUUAGAGCACGUGGAAUCACCAACCCUCCUAUCUCAGUAUCUCAACUACUGCAAACACCAGAAUGUAAAGAGUUGAUCAAUCAAGGACAGAUGAUAUCAGACAGAUAUGUCAUUGAACUCGUGCUACAUGCCAUGUUGGAUUGUGACCCCACUGUGGGAGUACUCGUUGAUGGAUUUCCUCGUACAGACAUUCAGGUGGAAGCACUAAGACUGCUUCAUGACAAAAUGACCGAGCUUAGACGGCAGUAUUGGGAUACAGAUAGAAGAGAUCAAUUCCCGCGCCCUGUCUUUCGUAUCUGUGUACUGUAUGUAGAUGAAGAAAUCUCGGUGCAGCGACAAUUGGCAAGAGGAAGAAUGAUUCGUGAGCAUAAUAUGGAAGUAAAGAAGACGGGUCAAGGUGUCUUGUGGGAAGAGCGUGUGACAGAUAAUGACGAAAGUUUGAUCCGUGAGAGAUAUGCAAUCUUUAAAGCACACUAUGGAUCAUUAUUGAAGCUAUCAAAAAUGUUUCCUUUCCAUUUGGUUAAUGCGACUGGAUCCAUCAAGGAAGUACUACACAUCAUCUUAAAGGAAUUCGAGUAUCAAUCUUCUUUGGAAUUGGAUUCUGAUACCUAUGAUUCCAUUUCACAUAUUCCAUUAGCAUCCCAAAUCGGUGUUCAUGCACGUCAGGACCUUAUCAGUAGAUUAGAACACUAUCAACAAACAGAACCGUACAAUUUACAAAAGGCUAUUCAAUUUAUUGAUGAACAGGUUAUUCCUCAAGUUCAUAGACAUGCGAUCAGUGGCCAUGCAAAUGUCCGAACGGAAAAUCCAAUGCUAGGAGAUGAUCACCUUGCUGCCAUAGUGAUGGAUGUAUUAUCAGAAAGAGGAUAUCAUGUCUACUUGGACCGUCGAGCUCAUCAUGUACCUGUUCGCUUUGAUUUAAAGACAGGAAAGAUUGAAUUAGACACACAUCAUAUUUAUUUAUUAACUGUCGAAUUUCCCAAACAUUACAUUCGGCCUUUAGAGCAAAAAUUCAAUUAA